Messenger RNA from Ochotona princeps (American pika), 2076 nucleotides. RefSeq names its product palmitoyltransferase ZDHHC17-like. NCBI's taxonomy places the organism in Eukaryota, Metazoa, Chordata, Mammalia, Lagomorpha, Ochotonidae. The record is from RefSeq and is a predicted model, not a curated record. Gene Ontology annotation, biological process: protein palmitoylation. Gene Ontology annotation, cellular component: Golgi membrane. Gene Ontology annotation, molecular function: palmitoyltransferase activity; protein binding.
AAGAUGGCGGACGGCCCGGAUGAGUAUGAUACCGAAGCGGGUUGCGUGCCCCUUCUCCAUCCAGAGGAAAUCAAACCCCAAAGCCAUUAUAACCAUGGAUUUGGUGAACCUCUGGGAAGAAAAACUCAUAUUGAUGAUUACAGUACAUGGGACAUAGUCAAGGCUACACAGUAUGGAAUAUAUGAGCACUGCCGAGAAUUGGUGGAGGCAGGCUAUGAUGUACGACAGCCAGACAAAGAAAAUGUCACACUCCUGCACUGGGCUGCCAUCAAUAACAGAAUAGAUUUAGUCAAAUACUAUAUUUUGAAAGGUGCUAUUGUGGAUCAACUUGAAGGAGACCUGAAUUCAACUCCGCUACAUUGGGCCACAAGACAAGGCCAUCUGUCUAUGGUGGUGCAGCUAAUGAAGUAUAGUGCAGAUCCUUCGUUAAUUGAUGGGGAAGGUUGCAGCUGUAUUCAUCUGGCUGCUCAGUUCGGACAUACCUCAAUUGUUGCUUAUCUCAUAGCAAAAGGACAGGAUGUAGAUAUGAUGGAUCAGAAUGGAAUGACACCUUUAAUGUGGGCAGCUUAUAGAAUGCAUAGUGUGGAUCCAACUAGAUUGCUUUUAACAUUCAAUGUUUCAGUUAACCUUGGUGACAAGUAUCACAAAAACACUGCUCUGCAUUGGGCAGUCCUAGCAGGGAAUACCACAGUCAUUAGCCUUCUUCUGGAAGCUGGAGCCAAUGUUGAUGCCCAGAAUGUCAAGGGUGAAUCAGCUCUUGAUUUGGCAAACAGAAAAAAUGUAUGGAUGAUCAACCAUUUGCAAGAGGCAAGGCAAGCAAAAGGAUAUGACAAUCCUUCUUUCCUUAGAAAGUUAAAAGCUGAUAAGGAAUUUCGGCAGAAAGUCAUGCUAGGAACUCCUUUCCUAGUUAUUUGGCUGGUUGGGUUUAUAGCAGACCUUAAUAUUGAUUCUUGGCUCAUUAAAGGGCUAAUGUAUGGUGGCGUUUGGGCUACAGUACAGUUUCUCUCAAAAUCCUUUUUUGAUCAUUCAAUGCAUAGUGCAUUGCCCCUUGGAAUAUAUUUGGCAACAAAAUUCUGGAUGUAAGUGACGUGGUUCUUCUGGUUUGGGAAUGAUCUUAACUUUUUAUUUAUCCACCUUCCAUUCCUGGCCAAUAGUGUUGCACUUUUCUACAAUUUUGGAAAAUCUUGGAAAUCAGGUCCAGGAAUUAUUAAAGCCACAGAGGAGCAGAAGAAAAAGACAAUAGUUGAACUUGCAGAAACAGGGAGUCUGGACCUCAGCAUAUUCUGCAGCACCUGUUUGAUACAGAAACCAGUGAGGUCCAAACAUUGUGGUGUGUGUAAUCGAUGUAUAGCAAAAUUUCAUCAUCAUUGCCCCUGGGUGGGUAACUGUGUAGGUGCAGGCAACCAUAGAUACUUUAUGGGCUACCUAUUCUUCUUGCUUUUUAUGAUCUGCUGGAUGAUUUAUGGUUGUGUUUCUUACUGGGGGCUUCACUGUGAGACCACUUACACCAAGGACGGAUUCUGGACAUACAUUACUCAAAUUGCCACAUGUUCACUUUGGAUGUUUUGAAUGUUUCUGAACAGUGUUUUUCACUUUCUGUGGGUGGCUGUGUUACUUAUGUGUCAGAUGUACCAGAUAUCAUGUUUAGGUAUAACUACAAAGGAAAGAAUGAAUGCAAGAAGAUACAAGCACUUUAAAGUCACAACAACAUUCAACCAUGGAUGUGUAAGGAAUAUUAUAGACUUCUUUGAAUUUCGAUGCUGUGGCCUCUUUCGUCCUGUUAUCGAGGACUGGACAAGGCAGUAUACAAUAGAGUAUGAUCAGAUAUCAGGAUCUGGGUACCAGCUUGUGUAGCAGCAUCUUUAUCCUGGAAAACAAACCUGCUGAGUGGUGCCUCACAAUUGUGUCUGUCCGUGUCUCUCUCACACUCGAAUCCACAUUCUUUGAACAAACAAUUGCAUGCUAUGUGUAGGGCUAACAGUGAAUUUUAUAGGCUUUUGUUUUUCAACAUUUUUAUUAACAUAAGUUAACAUGGACAGAACACACUGCGACUUCUGGGAAGAAUAAAGAACAUUA